Molecule: messenger RNA, 2829 nt
Organism: Geosmithia morbida
Lineage: Eukaryota; Fungi; Ascomycota; Sordariomycetes; Hypocreales; Bionectriaceae
Product: Zinc finger, ZZ type
Exons: 1
Coding region: 1-2829 (942 amino acids)
Biological process (GO): aggrephagy; endosome organization; mitophagy
Cellular component (GO): amphisome; aggresome
Molecular function (GO): calcium ion binding; K63-linked polyubiquitin modification-dependent protein binding; protein kinase C binding
Source: RefSeq, a predicted model, not a curated record
AUGUGGUUGACCACGCCUUCCAUAGAGAGCAUCACGCGGCCCCGGCUGGCCGUCGCCGUCGUCUCUGCUUUCUGCGCCGUAUCGGUCGCAUACUACGCCUACCUGAGCAGUUCCUCGAACCAGCCCGACACCGUCGUAGGUGUGAGGCUGCAUCGUAGUAAUGCCAUCCGUCGCACCCGACCCUCACGACGACGCGAAUCCCACUCGAGCUCAUCCUCGGAGCCGGCCGGCGACGAGAAUGCGGAUGCGGACGGUACAGCCCACCCCAUCGGCAACGCAUCCUCUGAUGCCAGCGACGAGUGGUGGAACGACAUGAGCAACGUGCCCACGCAGCGGAGAGGCCACAACAUUGUCAACCUGCUCUUCCGCGUCUCCGAAGACAACGCCCGGAGGAACGGGUGCGUACAUAGAGGAUGCCAGUGCAACGCCUGCGGGAUGGUGCCCAUCCGCGGUAUCCGCUACCGCUGCGCCAACUGCGCCGAUUUCGACCUCUGCGAGGCCUGCGAGUCUCAGGGCUUCCACACCAAGACGCACAUACUCUACAAGAUCAGGGUGCCUGCACCUCCCUUUGGCCCCAGGCAGAUGCAGCCUGUCUGGUACACCGGCGACCCUGACUCGUGCCUGCGGGUCCUGCCAAAGGCCCUCAUCACCAAGCUGUCAGCCGAGACGGGCUUCGAGAGGCCCGAGCUCGAGGCCUUUUGGGAGCAGUGGACCUUUAUGGCCAAUACGGAGUGGAAAGACGACCCGGACGAGCUGUGCUUGGCAAUGGACCGCAAGAUAUUCGAGCGCUGCCUCGUGCCGACCGGAGGGUCCCGGCAUGCCGCCCCCAACCUGAUACACGACCGCAUGUGGUCCUUCUACGACACCAACAAUGACGGCUUCGUCGGCUUCUCCGAGUUCCUGCACGGGCUGUCCUACCGAAAACGCCGUGACAAGCUGCAGAAGAUCUUUGAGGGCUACGAUAUCGACGAGGACGGCUACGUCAGCCGCAAGGACUUCCUCCGCAUGUUCAGGGCCUAUUACGUACUGUAUAAGCAGAUGCACAAGGACAUCCUAGACGGGCUGGAGGACCAGCUCCUCACGAACACGGAGGCCCAGCAGCUGAUCGAUAGCCGCCAGCCGCUCAGCAGCCUCUUCGGUCGUGAGGGACGCGUCCCCCACGCCCACAGGGGAGGUCUGACCCUGGACGGCAAGACGCUCCACAGAGACGGGAGCGUCGACGUCGCCGAGGGGACCGGUGCCGUUGCCGAGAACGGGGGGGACACGGCCUCUCGAAACGACAUCCUGACGAGCCUCUUCGCCUAUGACCCGGCAGACAGGUCCCGGUGGAGGUACUUUGCCCGCGCCGCUAAUGUGCAGGGCGUGGACGGCACCGACGUGAUCAUCUCGGAUACGCAGAGGCCGUAUCUGAUGACGCUGAUCGAACCACCGACCACGCUCGAUGAGCUGGCCGGUGCCUCCGCGGAGAACCGCACGCUGGAUAUCGAGGAGGAGGAUGAUGAUGACGGCUCCGGCGGUGAGACCGAGGACGGAGAAGACGGCCGUGACAACCUUCCUGGGCCUCGUGAAGCCCCCUAUCCGACGGAGACGGAGGAGAGGAUCAGGGCACUGGCGCAGAGCCGACACAGCAUCCCCCGUCUGGAGAAGCGCCGGCGCGAUAUGGCCCGUGCUCAGCUACAUGAGCGCUGGAAGAGACGCCAGUUCUACCUCGACGAGGAGGAGGGCGGCAGCGCACCGGAUGAUUGGCAAGAUAACGAGGACAUCUUCCUCGAUGCGCAGCAAGACGAUGGUGGCCACGACGACGAUGACGACGACGACGACGACGACGAUGACGGCGACGACGACGAAGACGGCGACGACGAAGACGGCAAAGCUGAGACGUCCAAGAUGCCGGGUCUGCCCUCCAUGCUGUCGCGAUCGCGGUCCAGCUCCAAGGUGCGAUUCGCCGACAACACGGACGAUCCUGAGACGCGAUCCAACCAGUCUACGUCGACGAGGAGCAUCCCGGAGCGGUGGGGCGGCGUGGAGAUUUCCGAUUCGGAGAGGGAUGCCGGCAAGGAGAUCCUCUACCAGGUCACGCAGCAAGCAUUCAACGAGCUCCUCGACACCAUCUUCAAGCCGGCCGAGGACCUUGCCAUACAGGCCAGGGAGACGAAGCAUCUGCGGGAAAAGUUCAGCGAUCGGAUCGAGGCUUACGUUGCUCCUUCGCCCGCCUCAGACAAGCCGCGGGGUGGCGAUGGGGACGGCGGAGACGACCAACCAGACGGCAUCCGACAGCCGGCUGGAAAUGACGGCGCCGGCGACGACGAUGGCAUCGACAAGCCAGCGUCGGAGAAGAGUCUGCAGCAGCUCCUGGCAGAAACAGGGUACACCGUCGCCACGAAUGGGGAUGCCGAUAACGCCCCGCCUAGGAACGCCGUCGACCUGAGCAGCGAGGAGCACCCGGACGUCAUCGUCGACGGGGAGGCGGCCGCCGAGCAGCAGCCGUCGUCGCCAUCCCACGACCCGACAAUGCCGCAGUUCCGUCCGAACAGUCUGCCCCAAGAUGGGCUGUACACGGGAGGCCACCACUACUAUCCCGAUACGGCUGCAGCGGGCGGAGAAGAGGAGGAUACGUCGACGACGAUGCCGGAGCGUCAGGAUCCGGAGCCGUCGGACGAGACGCUCAAGUGGUGGAAGCAGCUCAACAGGGUCGAGGAGCGGGCGAUCGAGCGGGGCGGCUGGGGCAAGCUGAACUUUGAGGAGUUUCGUGACAUCUACAGGAGCCAAGAGAACCGGGGCAACCGUCUCGAUUAUCUGGGGAGCUGGAUAGAUUUCUGCAUUCCUUGA